ACAUACAUAGCUUGUAUGUGUUGUAUAUUUUUCGUAUCUAAUCGUAUUUGUAUAAGCUGCCAGCUGCGGUAUGUGAGUGUAAAGACGAUGACUUGAAUACGGUCUUUAUUUUUAGUUAUUCGUUAGCCGUCACCACACCAAGUUUACUUUUUCUCCAUGUGUGAUCGAACUUAAUUUGUAACACGUUCAGAGGAUAUUUCUUACAAUGAACAAAAAUUCAUAAUGGCACAAAAUAACGAAAAUCAACGGGAAAAUAGGACCAGACAUCACCAUCACUACCGUAAUCAUUUGCGACAAGAUUUUGAUGACGAACUAGACAUGGAAACGACUUCAUCAAAUAGAUCUGAGCCACUACCACCACAAAAGGACCUUCGUAUUUUGCGUUGUUUUUGCGGAUGUUCGCAACUAACAUUCGAACAAAUUGAAACGUAUGCUAUGAUGAACGUCAAAGGUGUCAUACACAACGAGGACAGUAACAAGUUAUUGAAAACGUUUUUAAAAAUAGGCCAUCGAAGUGAUAAAUCAAAUGCCUUAUGCCUAUUAGAAUGUUAUGAAAAAUGUUGUGAAUGUUGUGAUCGGAUUUUGUUGGAUUUGGAUUCACUCCAGGAUUAUUUGGAUGAUUUAAUUGAAUUGUGCCCAUCAUUUCUAUGGGAACAGAAAAUUUCAUCUGCCUGCGAAGCCGAUACAUCCAACAAAAUCAAACAGCAACUCGGCGAGGUUCUCAACUCUCUUAAGAAGGAAUGUUUAAAUAAUUUGGAAGGCGAUCAUGAUUUUGCCCGGUUUCGUCGCGAAUUACUCAGGAAAAUUGGAAAGUAGAACUUAUGUUUUAAGAAACACAAAUAAGAACUUGAGAAUUUGCUUGAAGACUAAUAAAAAAGUGAUCUAUUGAAUGAAGUGAAA
Molecule: messenger RNA, 900 nt
Organism: Contarinia nasturtii (swede midge)
Lineage: Eukaryota; Metazoa; Arthropoda; Insecta; Diptera; Cecidomyiidae
Exons: 2
Coding region: 223-816 (197 amino acids)
Source: RefSeq, a predicted model, not a curated record